AAUGAAGUUUGGGUCCACAGACACGAAUCCCGCCACCGAGAAAGCUGGCGCCGCGUGGAGGAGUUGGGAUGAGAAAAACACCAGCUGUUGACGGAGGCGGCGGGGCAGGUGGCUCAGGGGGAAGCCGUGGACCACUCGCCAGGUCCUGUCCCGCUGGCAGGAGACGGCACGUGGUUGGACAGGUAGAAGGCGACUGCCAGAACGGUCGGGUGCAGAACGAGCAAGACGGAGUAGAUGGCGUGAACGGUGGCUUCCUUGCCGUUCUCCAUGCUCUUGUAGAGCUCGAAGAAGCUGGCGCAAGUGAGCAUGAAGUAGGUCGGGAUGACGUACAUGAGGUGCGGCGUGAAGCUCCUCGCCAGCCUCGAAGUGAGGCGGGCGAGGGCAAGGUGCACGAGGCGGAGCUCCUCCAAGGCGAAGCAGCUGGGUGGGCACUUCGAGGCGUCUUCGAGCUCUUCGCCGUCUUGCUCUCCCUCGCCGAAGAGCUUUUCCCGCAGGUCAUCAUGGGCGGAGGUCACGCUCUUGGUCUCAGUCCCUUGGUCCUCCAGCGCCACGCUACGAGACGCCGAGGCCACGCAGGACUCGAGUUCGCGGUGCAGUUGUUGGUACUUCACGCGAAGGACGAGGCAGAAAGCUGAAGCCUGUGUACGGAGGGUGGUUAAGGUUCAUUUCAUUGUCAUUUUCAUAUAUGAAUAACGAAUAUAUGAUGAUAAAUAAUAAAUUAUGUCAGAUAAAAGAACACUGUCAAAAUAAUCUAUGAAACGUUUACGUAUAUUUAUUGUGUUCCAUACAUGUACAUUUCAAAAGUUAUUGUUUGAUGAGUUCAUACAAUGUAGGUAAAUAAAUCUAUGCAGCAGUUAACACGUUCUAAGUGCUCCCUCAUACCUGGAACAUCGGGAAGAGGAAUGAACUCUGAAUGCGAAUGUUGUUAUAGAUUGCAAAGCCUCGAGCCGGCUGCUGUCUCGGUAUAAUGGGCAGUACGUGAACCACAGCCACCACGAGGGCAAAGAUCCAGUAAGCCAAAAUGAGCCAUGAACCGCGAGUCACACUGCGCGAGGGUAGGCGUGAGUCCAACUGCAAAAUCAGAGGAAGCGGCGAUAGCUUAGCCAUUCAGUGUCUUGUCGAGAGUCUGUUGUUCUUAUAGUGCUCAUCUUGCAUCUGCUUUUCUGUAAAAGUACAUCAAAUGUACAACUACAAGGGAACAAGAGUUAUGUAAACACAGGUGUACAGUACACGCUAUUAAAUGUACAUUUGUCCAUGAAAUGGCUCUAAUAUAAUAUGAGUAUACAGGUAUAUAUUUCAUCUUAUAAUUAUGUUCUUUUUAAAACAUUCCAUAAAGUUAUCAAUUUCAGUGCUAAUCCGGCUGGACGGUGCUCCGUGUCGAGGGACUUGGGGCUUGGCAGAAAGAGGCCGUUGUCCCGAGUGGAGGCCCUUCCUCGCCGUGAGCAGGUCCCACGUGCUUGGAACCCCUGGUCGCCAGCCACGCGCAUAGGAAUACGAAUAAAAAUCCCAGGGUACGCUGUUGGUGAUGCAAAGCUUCAAGUGAUAGAUGGGUCAACAAAAGUUUUAGCCCCACUGAUGUAGAGACUCCACACUUUGGCAGUAACAGACACACCUUGUCCAGCGCAGCAUACAAAGCGUCCCAUCUUCGUGCGACAACAAGAACCAGAAGCAGACAGAAGAUAGAACCCGCGGCACUCAAACUCAUGAAGAAAUAUUUUACCAUCUUGUCCACAGGCGACUGGUUGUCCGAGGCUGUGUAGCUAGCGAACAUGACUGAAGGUAUAGAUUAUAUUGAUUAUAAUGGCGGUUUAAGAAAGUUUUUAUUUCUGCGAAAUUGUUAGUUAAAUGGAUGGGAAUAUUUCUUCUGUAUCAUGAUAUUGUAAUAUACGGAGCUGUAUCAUAAAAAAAAACUACUCGAUUGCUGCUAUUCAAUAAAAAUCGAUACAAAAUAAUUCCAGCAUACAUACUUCUGCCGGUGAUCAAUCACACUAAAACAACAAUGAACACAACAAAUAUGGAGGCCAAUGACAUAUUGACUUCAACAGCCAGCCUUGAACACGUAGGAUCAAUGGUAUGAGAAUAACAAAAAGCCUUUUAUUCACACAUACACUUUUGUGCGUGUGUGACCUUGCAUCAAAAGUUACGGCUUAUUGAUGCUAAAUUACCCAGUUACCUCUGAAUACAGUAUAGACGCCCGCGCCGUAGGUAGACCAGACGGCGGCGGUGUAGAGGAGCACAGGCGAGCAGAUCCUGAAGGUCGGCGGCCCGCUCCUGCUCCAGAACUUCAGGAGGGGGAAGAGGCCCAUGAUUCCUCCCAGAAGCGUUACCGGCCGCAGCUGCCCGUACAGCGGCCGGGGCGGUGCUGCUCGGAAUGA
Messenger RNA from Penaeus vannamei (Pacific white shrimp), 2375 nucleotides. RefSeq lists its product as uncharacterized. Lineage: Eukaryota; Metazoa; Arthropoda; Malacostraca; Decapoda; Penaeidae. The record is from RefSeq and is a predicted model, not a curated record.